GAAUGGAGGGUAAGCCUCUUGUACAGCAAUUGGGUCGUUGGGCUUGCAGUUUCUAUUUCUCUCUCUCUUUAUUUAUUUUUUUUUAAAGUAAUUCAUCUUCAUUGCGUUUUACAAAAGGAUUAGUUCAAGAUGGAUUGAGGACCAAAAUAACAAUAACAACAAUAAUUUCUUGGCUGGAAGCAUUUGCCUCCUAGAGUUACAGCUCACUCAGCCACAUGACUGUCAGGGCUGCCUGCCUGCUCCAAUUCCCUCCCACUUCCUCCCGUCAGAGGCCCCGAGAUGGUCUUAAAGACCUCAGGAACCCCAUUUUAUUCUCCAGCCCUGAUAGGAAGAUGACUCUCCUUCUGGGCGUUAGCCUUUUGCUUUUCUACCGAGGUGUACUGUGUGACCAUGUGACCCAGAGCCCCCCGUACCAGACAGUGGCAAGCGGCAGUAAGGUGACACUGUUCUGCACUUACCACACAACAUACUCAAACCCGGAUUUAUACUGGUACCGAAUAAGGCCAGAUCGUUCCUUUCAGUUUAUCCUCUACAGGGAUAACACUCGAUCCAAAGAUGCAGAUUUUACUCAGGGUCGUUUUUGGGUGUGGCACAGUCAGUCCCAGAAAACCUUCCACUUGGUGAUCUCGGUGGAGCCUGAAGACAGUGCCACAUACUACUGCGCCAUCUAUCCCCACAGUGUCGCAGGUGCCCAGGAGGUCUGAACAUAAACCCCCAGAACAGCCUGGUGUAGCUCCCUGGGAUCCUUCUUCUCAGCUAUUUUGUGUUCCAGCCUGGCCUUUGGAGGUGCCCUGACAUGUCUGCUGAAUAAUACAAGGGCAGCUCACAUCCAGGAGAGCACCCUGGCUUCAGAUGGAGCAGAGCACCUCCCUACCUUCUGACUCAGUGGGCCGUUGUGGUGGGAGAGUGGGAGAGGUAUGUCUGGGGAAUUCUCAUCUUCGUGUCCCCAGUGCCCAGGUCACUCACGCCUGAUACGGGGGCCUGUUGCGUAUGUACUCUGAGGACUGUGAAGAUACCAGAAUGGCCAAGGUACCAUUCGGGAGUGUUUUUAUUUUAGUCUCCAUCAUUUAUCCAUUAUUGUGAAUUGGUCUGUUUUCCUUUUAAGAUUCAAAGUAGACACAAAGUUACUUACCUCAAAAUUUCCCCCCAGUUCACCUUUUCCCUGCUUCUUCUUGCACAGCCACCUUAUUUUUCUUGAAUGCUCUUUGACACUGCCAUUUCACUUACUUUAUUUGGAGAACAUUUUUCUUCCACGGAGGAGCAUUGAGAUACUCCGAAAAAGCUGUUGGUGAUCCCUAGAACCCCGGCAUCAAGUCCCUGCGUUUGGAGCUCUUUGGUGUCUCCAAGGAAGAUGAUCAUCUCCAGGAGAAUCCAACUGUGUGAUGUCAAAAUAAAUAUACCCUGAGCCCUGGGAA
Molecule: messenger RNA, 1415 nt
Organism: Felis catus (domestic cat)
Lineage: Eukaryota; Metazoa; Chordata; Mammalia; Carnivora; Felidae
Gene: DAD1
Product: defender against cell death 1
Exons: 2
Coding region: 216-704 (162 amino acids)
Biological process (GO): protein N-linked glycosylation
Cellular component (GO): membrane; oligosaccharyltransferase complex
Source: RefSeq, a predicted model, not a curated record